UUCUAAGCGACACGUUGUUGUUGACUUCCUCAUCACACCGCGACCAAGAAAAUGGCUGCGCGUGGGGUCCUUCGCUGCCUGUCUUCCAACUUUUUAUCCGUCUUACCUUCGAUUGCACCUUCGGUCCAACACAAUCCACGACUCCUUACAUCUAUAUCGUCUUUUCAACGUGCUCUCGCCACAUCCAGUCGGCUCUCUGCAGCGCUGAAAUUCACAGACAAGCACGAAUGGAUCAGAGUAGAAGAGAGUGGGGUAGGAACCGUCGGAAUCAGUAACUUUGCCCAGGAAGCUCUCGGAGAUGUGGUUUACUGUGGACUACCCGAAGUCGGCGCCAAGCUGGCUCAACAAGAUGAGUUUGGUGCCCUUGAGAGUGUGAAAGCUGCCAGUGAGCUGUACUCUCCUCUCACCGGAGAGGUUGUGGAGAUAAACACUCUGCUGGCUGAUAAGCCCGGACUGGUCAACAAGUCAUGCUACACAGAUGGUUGGCUGAUGAAGAUGUCCAUCGAUAACCCCGCUGAGCUGGAGGCUCUCAUGGACGAGAAGGCGUACGAGAGGUACAUCCGCUCCAUCGAGGAUUGAUCUCAAUCUCCCCGACCGGUCCCACACGACCUUUUCUCUGUACCCCCGUCGGGAGGGGUCAUGCAUGUGUACCCAUGGCCAAGCGUCUACCGUUCUACACUGGAACGGUUAUCAGUCAAAUGAUCUCGGAUGUUAUUGACAGAUCUUCCAAUCACCCCGUCCACCUUUUAUUGACCAAUCAAUCGCGCCAACGGGGAUGAUGUAGUGUUUAUUGGCCCCGUGAUUUCAAACAACCUGAAGAGUUUUCUAGUCUUUUCGUUACUUAAGCAUUUCAAGUACGUUGAAGACUGAAUUACCUCUGUAGGGGUGAAGCCCUGUUGGGCCUUACCAUGAAGUAUAAGCACUGAUGUAACGAAGACCUUGUUGGUAACGGACAUGUUAGGUAGAAGGUUGAAUAAAAACAAAACAUUGAAA
Molecule: messenger RNA, 993 nt
Organism: Gadus macrocephalus (Pacific cod)
Lineage: Eukaryota; Metazoa; Chordata; Actinopteri; Gadiformes; Gadidae
Gene: gcsha
Product: glycine cleavage system protein H (aminomethyl carrier), a
Exons: 5
Coding region: 52-579 (175 amino acids)
Biological process (GO): glycine decarboxylation via glycine cleavage system; protein lipoylation
Cellular component (GO): cytoplasm; mitochondrion; glycine cleavage complex
Source: RefSeq, a predicted model, not a curated record